Messenger RNA from Dentiscutata heterogama, 497 nucleotides. NCBI's taxonomy places the organism in Eukaryota, Fungi, Glomeromycota, Glomeromycetes, Diversisporales, Gigasporaceae. The record is from the annotation of a GenBank genome assembly.
AUGGAAAAGUACCAAGAAGUAUUAGAUAUUCUUGGUGAUGAAAAUCCAUUUCUUGAUAGAGAUUAUAGUUCUGACAAAAACACAGAAGGGAUCAGUCUUGAAGCAUCCAUUUGCUAUCUACGUGGGGUUGCAUACUCUCAACAGUCUGACCUCGAUAACGCUAAAAAGUGGUUUAAAAAAGCGUUGGAAAUAGAUGUUAAAUGUUUUGAGGCAUUUAAUGAACUAGUCAUAAAUCACAUGAUGACAAGUAAGGAAGAAUGGGAUUUCAUUCACUCAUUAAAAUUCGAUGAACAAUUAGAAUGUGAGGAGGCCCAUUUUAUCAAAAUGAAUUACAUAUCAAUGCUGAAAAAGUAUGAACACAUAACAGAAAUUCAAGAAGCAAGAUCUGAGUUAGAGAAUAAAUUUCGACUAUCAAACAAUGCAGAUAUAUUAUUAAGUCAUGCAGAUGAAUUAUAUACUCAAUGUCGAUUCAAAGAAUGCCUUGAAGUCACGACUAA